Messenger RNA from Anolis carolinensis (green anole), 2642 nucleotides. It is a transcript of the gene rad9a, whose product is annotated as RAD9 checkpoint clamp component A. Lineage: Eukaryota; Metazoa; Chordata; Lepidosauria; Squamata; Anolidae. Gene Ontology annotation, cellular component: checkpoint clamp complex. The transcript has 15 exons. The record is from RefSeq and is a predicted model, not a curated record. Bases 928 to 2082 code for a protein of 384 amino acids. Gene Ontology annotation, biological process: DNA replication checkpoint signaling; cellular response to ionizing radiation; DNA repair.
UUGGAGCCUCGAAAGAGGCAAAGUUUGGGGAUUAGGAGCCCGGCGGAGGCCAGCCUUCAAGGCGGGAAGGGAAACUGGACUGAAAGCGGAGCACGAAGGGGCCCGGCCGUAGGGUUUUGAGACCACUAAGAAGAAGGAUGCAGGCUGAGCAAAUGGAGGAGUCUGUUGAUGACACUGGGGAGCCCUGAGCAGCCAGCAGACUUGUUUGCAUCAAUAAUGACAGAGUCAAGGCCGUGCAAAAAAGUGGACAAUGAAAUUAACCAGACAGUGGCUGUGCUUUGUAAGGAUUUUUCCAUUCUGAGAUUUUACAGGCAAUGGCCCAGCAUAUAGCUUUGCAGAUACUGUAUUGUAUUGUGAGGAGGUCAAACUAAAUUUCCAGUUUUCAAACCACUGCUUGGAAAACACAUGAGUCCCUAAGAAGAGAGAACAAGAUCAUUCCUGUGCUACAACACUGAACUAGGAGAGAUGGAAAUAGUGACUGAACUCACAAAGCACCUCCUGCGUUUCCCGCCUAGUCUUUGCGCCUGCGCAAUCGUUCGCUCUCCCUCCCGAAGGAGUGAGCGGGGCUUUUCCGGCAAAGCCACACCCUUUCCACAGACUACGAAAUAAAAGCUGAAGAGCUCGAGUUUCAGGUCCCGCCCUUGUUGGUUCGCGUGAACGGCAGCCCUCCAGUGAAACUCGUUACAGCGUUUGAAGGAGUGCAGUCUUGUCCAAUGGGAGUCCGGAGGCGGGACAUCCAAGCACUGAACGGCUUUGGCGCAUCUGUUUGACUGCGGAGGGAGCAUCCACUUUGGAAUCCUAGAGGAUCCUUUUGGUUACAAAGUGGAAUUGCAUGCAGAGUAUGAGGUGAAGGGUAAUCUCUCAGAUGUUUAGUUCCAUCCAAUUUCUGCCUGGUGUGGAGGAACGUGCUGGUUUUUGUUCUGUGGCAUGAAGUGCAUAGUCACCGGGGGCAAUGUGAAAGCCCUAGGGAAAGCAAUACAUUCCCUCGCCCGUGUUGGAGAUGAAAUCUAUGUCGAGCCACUACAAGAAGGGCUGUCCAUGCGGACAGUCAGUGCAUCUCGCUCAGCUUAUGCAAGCUUCCUGUUUGCCCCACUCUUCUUCCAAAACUACCAGCCAACAGAAUCAGGAUAUGACCCAGAUUCAGAGGCUUUCCGGUGCAAAGUUCACAUGAAGUCUUUCUUGGCUGUUUUCCGUUCACUGCCCUCCCUGGAGAAGACUGUGGAGAAGUGCCUUCUCUCACUAAACUCCCAUGCCAGCCGAUUCCGGGUGCAGCUCCACUGCAAAUAUGGUGUUGUCAAGACCCAUGACUUGCCAUUCCAGGAAUGUGAAUCCCUGCAAGCUGACUUUGACACAAGCCAGUGUGCCCAUGCUCUGCGUGCCCCUCCCAGGCUGUUGGCGGAUGCUGUGGUGCAUUUCCCACUGGCUUUGGCUGAGGUGACUCUCGUUGCCAGCCCAGCUGGGAAGGUGAGCUUGCGCAGUUACUUGGAAGGAGACACGGAGGUGACCCGGACAAUGGUGACAGAGCUAGGCUUAAAUGAGGAUGAGUUUCAGACCUUCCACAUUAAGCAAGAGGCACAAAUCACUUUCUGUCUCAAGGAAUUUCGAGGUCUUCUGAGUUUUGCGGAGUCAUCUAAUCUUUCCCUUAAUAUCUACUUUGACACCCCUGGCAGGCCAGCUAUCUUUACCUUGGACGAUGCUGUCCUCCAGGUGCACCUGGUCUUGGCUACCCUUGAAGAACCAGAGAGCUGCAGUUCCCAAAUGACCUCAUGCACUCCAAAGCCCCUUGCCCCUGCAUAUGACUUCACCGGUGAUGAUAUUGAUGACUACAUGAUAGCCAUGGAAACAACAUGUGGUGGCCCCGCAGGGACAGAACCGCUUCCCAGCCCCACCUUCCCUAUGGGGCCCACAAGUUCAGAAGCACAAGAGCCAGACAGUGAUCACGAGGGGACUGUCCCUGGCACGCCGCCACAGAAAAGGUUCCGGUCCUUGUUCUUUGGGUCAGUCCUGAGCCAGUCACAGUCUUUGGCUCACUCCCGGUCCAGCCAAGAGGUGCUGGCAGAAGACAGCGAGGGAGAAUCAUGAGAGAAGUCAGCCUUUCCCAUGAGACAUAGCUGAACUUCUCCUAGCAGAGAGAAUUGUUUCAGGCUCAGUGGAUUUUCUUCUGGGUGGCUGCCCAAUCAAACCAAAGAGCCCUCCCUACUCGUAAUUCAGUUUAUAAAAUUAACUGAGCAGCUAGUCUAUCAUGGAGAAAAAUGCUGAUGGGGUAGAACCAUACUGAGAAUAUAUUCAAAUAUGUAUGUCAAGACAGUGGUUCCCAUUCCGUUUGUGGCAUACAGAAGUAUAAGUUACCCUCAUGCCACUUCAUAUCUACUUUUUAUCUCCGUAGGUUGAUUUUUCCCCCUCCUACCAUUGUGUCCAAAGCACCCCCAACAUCACAUAGCCCUCCAAGCCAUUUCUACCUGAAAAAAAGUAGAAGGAAUCACAUAACUGGUACCCAUACCAUGUACGAAAUGAUGGCAUCAGCCUCUGAAACCUUCAGGGAUGAUGCAAUCAGUCUAUCUGACUAUGGCGAUACAGAAACUUUUGCAUUUCAAUUGCUCUUCUCUAGAUACAAGGUUGGGGGGGGCAGCUGCUCUGUAGUA